AUGGGGAGAUGGGUGGAAGGACAGUGGGUGUGGAAUCUUGAAUGGAGCCGUGCUUUGCUGGAUAGAGAGAAAAAACAAGCAGAUCUUCUUCUUUCAUUUAUCAACAACUUUCAGAUAAAUGAAGGAAAAUUGGAUUGUUGGAGAUGGAAACUCUCGCCAGAGGGUCUCUUCACAGUCAAAACGGCAUACAAAGCAAUUUUCAAUCAGGGGGCACCUCCCACCCAAAGCAAGAAUGGGGUUUUCUCCACCAUCUGGAAUACCCCAGCAAUGCACAAGGCAAAGUCAACUGCAUGGCGAAUCAUAAAUGGAAGGAUAGCGACGUGCGACAACCUUUUGAAGAGAAACGUUCCAAUCCCAAACUCGGAGAUGUUAUGCGUUUUUUGCAAAACACACAAUGAAGAUGCAGAUCAUCUCUUUUUUUCUUGCCAAAUGUCCUCUGAGAUCUGGUACAACCUCUUUCGUUGGGUUGGCAAGCAGUCUGCACUCCCUUCAUCUGCAAAAGCUCACUUUGAAGUCUUCAUUAAUUUGGGGAGUAAGAAAGAGUUUGGUUUUCUCUCUGGUGCAUGGUUAUGUGCGGUUUGGUGUUUGUGGAAACAGAGGAACGCAUGCAGAUUUAAUCAAGUUCCAUGGGUCAAAGAAAAGGUGAUCACUGAGAUCAAAACUAGGCUUUGGGGAUGGCAGCAGAUUUUCAGCCGGUCACCACCUUCAAGGGAUUUUAGAUUCUGGUUUGGAGCCGCCUGUGUUGAAGAUUAG
Molecule: messenger RNA, 753 nt
Organism: Salvia miltiorrhiza (redroot sage)
Lineage: Eukaryota; Viridiplantae; Streptophyta; Magnoliopsida; Lamiales; Lamiaceae
Exons: 1
Coding region: 1-753 (250 amino acids)
Source: RefSeq, a predicted model, not a curated record